AUGAAGGACAGGGAAGGGCCAUGGCGUGGCGACUGGUCACCGAAAAGAACUGCUGCGCAUUCCCGCACGGGAACGAUUUUGCCUCUGAACGAAGAGAGAGAAUUUAGCGUCUCGCAAUUGGCUAUGCAAACAUUCGUUUCGUUGCUGUGUCUGUAUGUUCGCCAUCAUUGGAUGGAGGAUUACAAGUACCUGUUCAAAGUGGUACUUGUCGGAAAUGCGGGAGUUGGAAAAACAUGUCUAGUCAGAAAAUUCACACAGGGUAUAUUUCCUCCUGGCCAAAGUGCAACCAUCGGAGUUGAUUUCAUGAUAAAAACUGUAAAAGUAGGGAACGAUAAAAUAAAAAAGUGCACAUGCCAUCGUGUUAGUCUACGACGUUUCAUGUCAGCCUUCGUUCGACUGUCUUCCAGAGUGGCUGGGAGAAAUCGAAAGUUAUGCGAACCGGCGAGUUUUAAAAAUUCUUGUUGGUAUGUGGCAAUGCAAAUUUUGAUCCGAUUGAUUUUCUCUGUGUCUGCAGGAAACAAAGUUGACAAAGGAGAUGAGAGAGAAGUUCCCGAACGCAUCGGAAGAGACUUUUCCGACGUUAAUCACUUCGACUACUUCCUUGAAACGUCUGCUCUCGAUGCGACGAAUGUGGAUCAGUUGUUCGAGCAAGUUGCCACACGACUAACGAAUGAUAUGAAAAUCACGGAUGAGCGAGUACAUCAAUACCGGGCAGAUGCAACGAACUCAUCGUCAAACCAAGGUGGCCCUAUAAAACUGAUCGAUCGUGCCCAGACUCAGUUGAACUCUUGUUGCAGUCGACAAUGA
Messenger RNA from Caenorhabditis briggsae, 807 nucleotides. RefSeq names its product Protein CBR-RAB-30 (gene Cbr-rab-30). Lineage: Eukaryota; Metazoa; Nematoda; Chromadorea; Rhabditida; Rhabditidae. The record is from RefSeq and is a predicted model, not a curated record. The coding region runs from base 1 to 807 and encodes 268 amino acids. Gene Ontology annotation, molecular function: GTPase activity; GTP binding. The transcript has 6 exons. Gene Ontology annotation, cellular component: trans-Golgi network.